Molecule: messenger RNA, 1712 nt
Organism: Coffea arabica (coffee)
Lineage: Eukaryota; Viridiplantae; Streptophyta; Magnoliopsida; Gentianales; Rubiaceae
Product: mitochondrial phosphate carrier protein 3, mitochondrial-like
Biological process (GO): mitochondrial phosphate ion transmembrane transport
Cellular component (GO): mitochondrial inner membrane
Molecular function (GO): phosphate transmembrane transporter activity
Source: RefSeq, a predicted model, not a curated record
CAUAAACGACGCAGAGGGCCAAAUGUUUUGGAGGGCGCAGGUAUUUAGGGCAGCUGCUUUUCAUUUUCCUGGUUUCCGUCGAAGAGCCUUGAACAGACAGAGACACAGAGACACAGAGAGAUAGAGAUCGAUAUCGAAGGCGAAGGGAUCUCUUCAAAAUUUUUUGGUUCGCGUACGGAGAUCUCUGUCUCUUGUUCUGAUUCACCCGCCAUGGCUCUCCCAUUCCCCGAUCGUUCCCCCCGUCAAUCUCUCAUUCCAACCUUCCUUUACUCUUCUUCUCCUUUGACUUCUAAAACCCUAGGUGGUUUUGACUCCCUUCAAGAUGUCGUCUCUCCCUCAUCUUUCCCCAAGACCGCCUUUGCCAUCCCCGCCCCCUCCGAGCCCGGCAAGGUCGAGUUGUAUUCCUCGCAAUAUUACGCUGCCUGUACCGUUGGUGGAAUCUUGAGCUGCGGUCUUACCCACACGGCUGUCACUCCUCUUGACCUCGUCAAAUGUAAUAUGCAGAUUGACCCAUCUAAGUACAAGAGCAUUUCAUCUGGUUUCGGAGUCUUGUUGAGAGAACAAGGAAUCAGGGGAUUCUUCAGGGGAUGGGUCCCGACCCUGCUUGGUUACAGUGCCCAGGGCGCCUGCAAGUUUGGAUUCUAUGAAUUCUUCAAGAAGUACUAUUCUGACAUUGCUGGUCCCGAGUAUGCCUCCAAAUACAAGACUCUCAUCUACCUUGCUGGCUCAGCUUCUGCGGAGUUCAUUGCUGACAUUGCUCUUUGCCCCUUUGAGGCUGUAAAGGUUCGCGUUCAGACUCAGCCUGGUUUUGCUAGAGGAUUAUCCGAUGGACUUCCCAAGUUCGUCAAGUCUGAAGGUGCUCUUGGGUUGUACAUAGGAUUGGUUCCUCUUUGGGGUCGUCAAAUUCCAUAUACAAUGAUGAAGUUUGCAUCUUUUGAGACUAUUGUGGAAAUGAUCUACAAGCAUGGUAUCCCUACACCUAAGAAUGAGUGCAGCAAAACUCUGCAGCUUGGAGUGAGCUUUGCUGGUGGUUAUGUGGCUGGUGUCUUCUGUGCUAUUGUAUCUCACCCUGCUGAUAAUCUUGUCUCAUUCCUCAACAAUGCCAAGGAUGCUACUGUUGGUGAUGCCGUGAAAAAGCUUGGCGUUUGGGGUCUUUUCACUCGGGGACUUCCUCUGCGUAUUGUCAUGAUUGGAACUCUUACUGGAGCCCAAUGGGGAAUCUAUGAUGCUUUCAAAGUUUUUGUUGGACUGCCGACGACCGGUGGUGUUGCACCAGCAGCUGUCCCUGCCACUGAGCUUGCAAAGGUGUAGGCUCAGCUGAACAUUUCCUAAGCUGUUUGGAGACAUUGAGAUUAAGCCAAGGGAGGGAUUAAUAAUUUUUGAGUAGCUGAUGCACUUAAUUAAUGAUCCUUUAUAGAAUUCAGACAUAAUUGUUGAAUUUCGAUGAUGAUUUUGGAUUCCUGGAGGUUUAGAAUCUCCGCAAAUUGUUGACCUUCAGAAAGUUUUGUAGAAAUAGAAACAGGAUUGUCGGUGAUACUUGUCAUCACAACAAUGAAUGACUUAGAAAUAAUGUGCAGAAUUCUGGUGCCGGUGGCUUCUGGCCAUCUACUCGAAGCAAAGAUACAGCUGGUGUAUCCAUAUCAUUUUUUACAAUGGUUCUACGUGUAUUCAAUUUUGCUGUUUGUCAUUUAGUCUUCUUGGAGUUUUUACGA